AUGGAAUCACGCACAACAAGGGAAGAUGCGAGAUCUAAAGCCACGCAAUUUGCUGGGGCGGGAAGAUUAUUGUAUGCAAAAUCUUUGAACUCCUGGACACGAUCUCUUGGAGAUGAGGACAUGGCAAUCGAUAUCUAUUACGCACUGCAGUCAAUCAUGCUGGAUCCCAAAAAGCGAGAGAAGGCUGAUAUUCCGGAACUCAUAAGUAUACGAAUCACAGAGGACCGUGCUAUUAUCUAUGAUCCCAAAGGAGCUCAGCUUAUUCCAAAAAUUUCACCUAAUACUGCUACUCUCAUUGAUCAUCGCUAUUCCGUUAACAAUCGACAUCUUUUCAAAUAA
This is a messenger RNA of Botrytis deweyae, 339 nucleotides long. RefSeq lists its product as uncharacterized. The record is from RefSeq and is a predicted model, not a curated record. The coding region runs from base 1 to 339 and encodes 112 amino acids. The transcript is spliced from 3 exons. Lineage: Eukaryota; Fungi; Ascomycota; Leotiomycetes; Helotiales; Sclerotiniaceae.